Messenger RNA from Cucurbitaria berberidis CBS 394.84, 1302 nucleotides. RefSeq names its product Ribokinase-like protein. The transcript has 6 exons. Bases 1 to 1302 code for a protein of 433 amino acids. Lineage: Eukaryota; Fungi; Ascomycota; Dothideomycetes; Pleosporales; Cucurbitariaceae. Gene Ontology annotation, biological process: pyridoxal 5'-phosphate salvage. The record is from RefSeq and is a predicted model, not a curated record. Gene Ontology annotation, cellular component: cytosol. Gene Ontology annotation, molecular function: pyridoxal kinase activity.
AUGGCUUCCGACACGCUCAUACCGGACACGCGCGUGCUUGCGAUCGCCAGCCAUGUAGUCCAUGGCUACGUCGGCAAUAAAAUGGCAACGUUUGUGAUGCAGUCUUUGGGAUGCGACGUGUCGGCGAUCAACACGGUGCACUACAGCAAUCACACUGCCUACAAACAAGUGAAAGGCACGAAGACAUCAGCCCCGCAAAUACUGGACCUCUACGAAGGCCUCCGCCAAUCGAAUCUGACCAACUUCGACGUACUAUUGACGGGAUAUGUCCCCAGCGCCGAGGCAGUCCAGGCGAUAGGGAAGAUUGGUAGAGAUAUCAAGUUCAAUGCCGGGACGAAACCGGGGAGCUUCUUCUGGGUGCUCGAUCCAGUCAUGGGAGACAACGGGAAGCUAUACAUACCGGAGGAUGAGGUACCUGAAUAUAAGGCGCUGCUACGCGAGGCAGACCUUAUACUACCCAACCAAUUCGAGGCAGAGCUGCUUUCCGAUACCCCGAUUAGUGAUCUCAAGUCACUUGCUGCCGCGAUUCAAGUCCUCCACAAGAAGUACCAAGUACCCCAUGUCAUCAUCACGUCUCUGCGCUUGACUCGCGACAACCAGACGAUACCCUCGCGUGCCCCAUCGAGACCAGCAUCGAAACCCGCAUCGGGGACGCAUACCCCGUCCGAAUCGCCAAAUCUCGAUGCCGCGACCUCGCACCCUUCCACAUGGCCCACAUCACAAUCAUCGGAGCAAUCGCAGGCUCAACAACCAGAGGCAUCCUCCCCGACCAGCAUGGAUGACAUUGAAAACCUCACCAUUAUCGGCUCAACUGCGACUUCAGAUUACACGCCGCGCCUCUUCCGCAUAGAUACGCCUGCUCUCCCCCUCUUCUUCUCAGGAACAGGCGACAUGUUCGCUGCGCUGACCAUUCCGCGCCUGAUCGAAGCAGUGCACGCUGCGUCCUCGCCCGACCUCGAUCUGCAUUCUACACCCAGCUGGCGGAGCCCGGACGACGUGCCCGCCGAGGAACUGCCUCUAGCGAAAGCGUGUCAGAAGGUGCUUGCGAGUAUGCAGGCUAUACUAGCGAAGACGGCAGCGUCAUGCCACGAGAAGAUGGACGUAUACGAUAAGAGGGUGGAGAAGGAGGGCUGUGGGCAAGGCGACGAGGCGGUUGAGCAGGCAGAGAAGAGGAGGCAUUUAGCGUUGAUGAAUGCUAGUGAGGUGACGAUUGUGCGUCAUGUCAAGGAGUUGCUUGAUCCGCCUGAUUUGGAGAGGUUCAAGCCUCGGCGUGUGAAGGGGGGGAGUAGCGAAGAAAGGUGA